GCUGUCGGUGAUGUUGAGAACUAAUCGACGAACUUUUUUUUUUUGUUUUGUUUCGCUCCAUGCAUCGUAGGGUAGUGUCGUAGCAGUGUGUAGUGUGUUUUAUCGCUAUUUUUAUUUUUAAAUUUUCCGUCACUCAAUCGGCGUGUCCAGUUCCAUUGAUGUAUUGUGGUGCAGGAAAUCCCAGAAACUAAAACGUGAUACGUGGAAUUGUCGAUAAAGAUUUCUGAUUUUAUCGGUACUCGAGUCUAUAAUUUCGCCACUUAUGCUGCACGAAAAAUAUAAUACGUACAUAUUAGCGGAUCUAAACGCAACAAAGUUAUUUACUCCACAAAGUGGUGAUUCUUUUUAAAUGGAAAGCAACGCAUUAGUGUUUUUUAUGCUUAAGCAACAAGACAAAUCGUGUUUUAAACGAUUGGCAUUAUUACGCAUAGGCCCCCGUUUUUUGCGCUCACUUCAUGGUGGGAAAAAAAAGUUCAGUGCAACUUGUGCGAUUUAACAAAUUAAAAAUGUUUUUGUAACAACUCUAUUGUUUGAUUUCGGUUAUUGCGUCGAAAAAAUGAGCGUUUUACACAAAAGCAGUUGCACCGACGCUCUUCUCCACAAAACAACCAUGAAAUGUAUCGAAGGUAGCACGACACUGAACGCCAAAAUAUUAGAAAAGGUGGAAAAACAGCUGGAGGAAUUUGAAAGAAUUUCCAUACUUUUUCUUAUAAGCGCAGAUGACCCAGAUGCUCGUUGCAAAAUUCAUAGUUAUUUCAGUAAUCUCAAAGACAAAUCUAAUAUUAUCGGACGAUUUGUUCAAAACAACUUUGACUUAUGGUCUGAGAAACUGCUGGAAGCAUUAUGCAUCAUAAAAAAUAAAGAAGUUUUGCGAAACUUGGGAUUUUCUCCAGACCAUAUUAUAAAGAAAUUCCUGUGUAAUGUUGGUACUUAUGCCUGCAAUAUUCAUCCGAUUUCCAAGGCUUUGUACAACCUAUUCGAAGCUCUUGAUUCCCGGAAAGGGAAGUUAUUAUUGGAAUGCGUUUACAAUGAUGGAAUAAAAAGGCACUACCAAGAUCAUUUUUAUCUUGAACUACACGCUCUGCAAUGGAUCGAUGCAAACUACAUAACUGUUUUACCAGGUGGUGGGGGAAAUCUAAAUAAUCUUCUGAAGCAUUUGAAGAAAAUAGAUUGUGUCAGAGCCAUUUAUUUGGACAUAGAAAACUUUUCUGAGCCUCAAGAAUCAAGGAAUGUUUGUCUUGCGGAAAAAAAAUGCUCAUCUAAUGCUUUGGUUUCUGUUGGGGAUAGUGUUUCCAAUGAAACCAUGCAUGAACACUCAACGGCCAAGUACACUAUUAAAAGAGGAAAGUGCCUGAUAAUAAAUGAAGAAAAUUUUCAUGGAAAUGUAGAAAACCAGUAUGAAAAACGAGAAGGAAGUAGAAAAGAUGGUGAGAACAUUCAAUGGACGUUCACUAGAAUGGGAUUUGACGUUACAAUCCUUAAUGACUUGACUGAACAACAAAUCAAGGAGGUGCUCAAGAAACAGUCCAAGGAUUUUGAACAUCAGAAUUAUGAUUGCUUAAUUGUUGUGAUUUUAAGUCACGGAUUUGAAGGAGGAAUUGUUUCCGCAGACAGCCAAGAAGUUCCCAUAAAAGUGAUUGAAGAUUCAGUUUGUACUGUGAAUUUGAGAGAUGUCAUUAAAAUAUUAAUUGUUCAAGCUUGUCAAGGAAAAGUGUUGGGCGAUGUUUCGCAAAACUCAGAAUUGGCAUUAGAUGGUCCUUCAGAUGGAUCCAGAAAUAUUUCGCGGUUUCGAAACUUUGCAAUAUUCAUGUCGACCAUGAAUGGUUUCAGUGCCAUCCGUCACAAAGAAGAAGGUUCCUGGUUCAUCCAGGCGAUCUGUGAGGUUUUAUCGACUGGUGAAAGUCUAUCGGUCUCCGAAUGGCAAACGAGGGUGAUAAACAUAGUCCAAGAAAAAGUUGGUCGCGUCAACGAUUGUAGAACGACAUCCCAGAUACCCGAGUUCAAGACGAGACUUAACACUCAAGUCUAUUUUCCUCGCUAUAAGGAGGAAAGUGGAAAGAAGGAGGAGGAAAAGGCAGGAGACAUGGUUGCAUACUUUCCUUGUACGAAAAAUAUGCAACCACUUCAAGCCUCCGUUUUAGACCUUCUCAAAAAUUAUUAAUCCGUGAUUAAAACGGUACGUCCAGCGAGUGGGAAAAUCACGAAAAAUAUUGGAUCGGAAUUCAGGUUUUUUUUCAAAAUAUUUUAUGUUUUCAAAGAA
This is a messenger RNA of Venturia canescens, 2260 nucleotides long. RefSeq names its product Caspase-8 Dredd (gene Dredd). The transcript is spliced from 6 exons. The record is from RefSeq and is a predicted model, not a curated record. NCBI's taxonomy places the organism in Eukaryota, Metazoa, Arthropoda, Insecta, Hymenoptera, Ichneumonidae. Gene Ontology annotation, biological process: proteolysis. Gene Ontology annotation, molecular function: cysteine-type endopeptidase activity. Bases 557 to 2161 code for a protein of 534 amino acids.